Polychytrium aggregatum is the source of this 3066-nucleotide messenger RNA. RefSeq lists its product as uncharacterized. The transcript is spliced from 5 exons. Gene Ontology annotation, biological process: lipid metabolic process. Lineage: Eukaryota; Fungi; Chytridiomycota; Chytridiomycetes; Polychytriales. The record is from RefSeq and is a predicted model, not a curated record. The coding region runs from base 291 to 3023 and encodes 910 amino acids.
CGCUGGCAUCGAUACUGUUGUUAUCAGCAUCACUGCCAUCACUGCCAUCACUGCCAUCAUUGCCAUCACUGCCAUCGCUGUCCUCGCUGUCCUCGCUUGGCGCCCACUUCUGCGCGGCAUCCUGCCUCCCUUCGCUUCCUUCUUCCACCCGCCGAUGCCGGCCUGAUUCAUCCUGACUGUCGUUCGCCUUUGCUGACCUUUCGCCAGGCCUGGUCUUCCCUCUAACCUGCUUGCUCGGUCCACUUGCUCCACUUCCUGCAGCCUGUCCCUCGAUCCUUUUCCCGAGCCCAAUGGGUCGCCUGGUGGUCUUUAACCGCCGCAUCGACUUGGCCGGAGAUGACCUCUACGUCCCCGCAUUCUACGGCGUCAUGCUGCACACCAUCUGGAUCACGCUCAUCGCCAUCGUCUACUACUUCUUGCACUCGGACGAGUUCCGUCAGAACUGCCAAGUGGCCGAGCAGCCGUUGUACUUUGUAUGGAUCUACCUGAUCAAUCUCUCGGUCGAGCUCCCGCUGGAGAUCCUAAUUCUGGUCCUGUCCAUGAUGGGAACAGUUGCAAACAAGGGCCCGCGACGGUGGCUGAGCCCGCUGGUCCACAUCCACUUUUUCGUGCUCAUGUGCGAAUAUGCCAUACUGUGGUGGGGCGUCUUUGUCAUCUCCACCAAGGUCGUCUGCACACGACCCAACACCGGCCAAAAGUUCAGCAACUCCGUCGCCAACGUCAUGGUCAACCUCGUGGUCAUCUGGGGCAUCCUGGCACUGUCCUUUUAUCUCUUUUUCUUCAUGCUCUUUAUGCUCGGCUCCAAGACCAAGAAGCGAGCCGCCUUUGACAAAUACCUUGAUUUGUGGAAGCGGCGCUUUGAGCUCUUCUGCGGCACUCUCGGCACUCCCGAGAUCCUCAAGAACGGAAAGGAUACGCUGGCGGAUCUCUCCAAGCAGAUGGCCGACUACUUCCACGACGUCGAUUGGUCUCCGUCUGACAUCCUGGUCGGGCUCAUUUUGCUCAAGCGAGAGCAGAAGCGUGUUCAGCGCCGUCGGGAGGCCACCAAGGCAUACAAGCUGCGCGAGAUCCAAACCUCGGUCCAACCGUCCCUCUCGGCGACUAUGGUGACGUCGCCUGCAAUCUCGCUUCCUUCGUCUUUUGGGUCACCCACCGAGACCAUCCCCAGCCAUGCCCGCCAUCCCAGCCGCGGCAGCAUCACCCCGACCCUCAACACCGUCGACUCUCAGACCGACCUGAUCAAGCGCAAAAUGUCUGACGCUGUGAUUGUGCCGGUCUCGCCCCAACACAUCGACUCGACCCACCCACUUGCGUACGGGCCGAUGGCGUCAACGUCGACUCUGCCCACCUCCACCUCGUCCACGUCUGUCGGCCACAUGCCACUGGCCUCCGAGGCCACCAUGAACUCCCUCCUCGGUUCCCGCUUCGAGAACAACGCCCCCAUUACCCACGCCGACAUUGUCGAUGUCCUGUAUUUUGCCCGGUACGCCGAGCUUGUGUACAACCACACCGAGGCCAAGGCCCUCGGCAAGAGCGUCCUUCUCCACUUUAACGAGGACAACGACCUGUUCAAGUCGCCCUACCUGAUUGCCUACGACCACGACUGGCAGUGCAUCGUUAUUGCCGUGCGAGGCACCUACUCGACUGCCGAUCUGCUCGUCGAUUUCAAGUUUCAAGAGGCUCCGCUACAUGUCGACGAGGACCCCGACGGCCGACACUUUUGCCAUUCGGGCAUGCUCGUAACGGCCGAGAACAUCUACAGCGACAUCGAAACCGAGAAGAUCCUGCAGCGGGUGCUGUCCCCUGAAUCGGCCUAUUCGCACUACCGCGUUGUCGUGUGCGGGCACUCGCUUGGCGCGGGUGUUGCGGCUCUGCUCUGCUACAAGCUGCGCAAGAGCGGGUAUGGCCGUGCGCUGUGCUACAGCUACAACCCACCGUCCCAGCUUGUCUCGGUCGUCCCGGCCGUGCUGUUCGAGGAGUUUUGCAUCUCUGUCGUCAUCGGCGACGACCUCGUCUCACGUCUAUCGCCGCAGUCCAUGGAGAUUCUCAAGAUCGACGUUCGUCGACUGAUCAACAACUGCGACCGCCCCAAGUGGGAGAUCUUCAAGUCCGUCCUCGGCAACCACUUCUUCAAAUGGACAACCAAAAAGCAAGGCAAAAUGGGAGCCGCAGGUCUGCAACGACAGCCCACCGACCUCGGUGGAGGCACCCUCCAGCGGUCCGGCAACGGUAGCGGCAGCGGCAAGGACACCGGCGGCAAGUCCACCCUUCAACGGGUCCAGAGUCCGACCGCCGGCCUGGAAUCUGUCGAACUCUCGGACAUUGACGAGGAGCAGCUCAAACGACGCACGGUCUCAAUUCGCCGUGAUGAGCGCGGCGUCGAUCUUGAAAGCCAGCUGGCGAACAUGAGCAAGGAGAUUCCACGAAUGUAUAUUGCCGGACGCAUCCUGUAUCUCGAAAAGAUCACAAAGUACCUGAAUCUGGAGUCGACUUUCUCGAUCGGCAUCGAGGAUCAAGACUCUACUCGCAAUCCCUUCCGCAAGGGCCCACAAAUGAUCCGCCGCGCCAUCCUCAAGAACAGAGAGCUUCAGGCACUGCAGAUGAGCCAAGCAAACGACUCGUCGCUCUCGCAAGUUUCCCUCGAUGCCUGUGCGCCAUCUUCAACGCUCCCCAAGAGCGAUCUGGCGCGCUCGGCCUCGCAGCGCUCCAAGCUCAACAGUCCCCGAGUUGCCGUGCCUGCCCCCACCGCCGGCAACAACUCCAGCAACCCCAGCAACAGCAGCAGCAGCAGCAUCAGCGGCGGCACCCUUACUCGGUAUCAGAGCACCCUCACCCGCCGCGAGCCCGGAAUGAUCCACUCCGAGAGCGACAAAUAUCAGUAUGUCCCUCGCUGGGCCUCCCGCGACGAGUUCCAGGAAAUCCAGAUCUCGCGCUCGAUGCUCUCCGACCACCGGCCCUUCGACAUCCUGAAGGAGCUCUGGAAUACCCCUCCUGGAAAGCCUUUGAAGGUGUACCGGAACUGAGUGGUGGCAAGAUCUCCCGGAGCAAGAAGAACGGAGGCAAACU